Myotis davidii is the source of this 2911-nucleotide messenger RNA. RefSeq names its product family with sequence similarity 189 member B (gene ENTREP3). NCBI's taxonomy places the organism in Eukaryota, Metazoa, Chordata, Mammalia, Chiroptera, Vespertilionidae. The transcript has 10 exons. The record is from RefSeq and is a predicted model, not a curated record. Gene Ontology annotation, cellular component: membrane. Bases 590 to 2329 code for a protein of 579 amino acids.
CAGCCCCGCUGCAGCCGGAGGCGGGGGAGCGGAGCGUGGUGGGGAGGGGAGCGGGGCUGGCGACUCUGGAGAGAGCGGUGCCUUGGCCUAGCCCACCCACCAGCCUUGGAUCCCACUGGACACCGGAGGCACGUCCACCGCCCUCUAGAGUCACCCACGCCGACCCCUCCCCUCUUCCCUAGACGUCUUUCCCUCUUCUGGGCUGCACCUUCCCCAUCCUUUCCUGGGCUCCCGACCUCCGUCCUCUCCCCGCUCCCUCUCCUCGCUCCCGGACCUGCCCUUCUCGGCGCCCCUCUUCCCUAGGGAGAUGCGAUGAGCCUGUGUCCCAGCGCCCUCAUCGCCAUCCUGGGCACGGUGCCCAUCCAGUGCCCGUGCUGGGGAGGGAGCACUCCGCGGCCCCUCUGUGACUUCCCUGCCUUGACCGCCCCUCCAGCUGGAGUCCCGGAGCCAUGCCCCAGGGGACCCAGCCAGGGGGUGGGCUCUAGAGCGGGUGGGGUGGAGAGGAGGAAGGACGGGGCCCUGGGCUCCUCUGAGAUGCUCCCAAGCGCCAGGGGGGGCCGAGCGAGGCGCAGGCAACCGGGCGGCAGGCAUGAUGCCCUCGCCUAGUGACUCCAGCCGCUCGCUUACCAGUCGGCCUAGCACCCGGGGCCUUACCCACCUCCGCCUCCACCGGCCGUGGCUGCAGGCCCUGCUCACGCUGGGGCUGGCCCAGGUGCUUCUGGGCAUCCUGGUGGUCACCUUCAGCAUGGUGGCCUCCUCUGUCACCACCACCGAGAGCAUCAAGAGGUCCUGCCCGUCUUGGGCUGGAUUCUCGCUGGCGUUCUCCGGGGUAGUUGGCAUUGUGUCCUGGAAGCGGCCAUUCACUUUAGUGAUCUCCUUCUUCUCCUUGCUGUCGGUGCUGUGUGUCAUGCUCAGCAUGGCGGGCUCUGUGCUCUCCUGCAAGAAUGCUCAGCUGGCCCGAGACUUCCGCCACUGCUCCACGGUGAGAUGUCCUUCCUCCCCCACCAUGCCUCCCCUCCUGGGGUCCUCACAGGCCCAGGCUAUGUGGGAUUACCCAUUCCACUCACACAUCCCUCUUUCUCUCUCUUUCUUUUCCCAGAACCUGCUCUUCAGCGUCUGCGGACUUACCGUUUGUGCCACCAUAAUCUGUACUGUCUCAGCUAUUGUCUGCUGCAUCCAAAUAUUUUCCCUUGACCUCAUGCACACGCAGCUGACUCCUGAGCGCUCCGUCUCAGGUCCCCUGGGGCCUCUGGGCUGUACCUCCUCGCCCCCGGCCCCGCUCCUGCACACCAUGUUGGACUUGGAGGAAUUUGUACCGCCUGUGCCCCCACCUCCCUACUACCCCCCAGAGUACACCUGCAGCUCAGAAACAGAUGCACAGAGCAUCACCUAUAAUGGCUCCAUGGACAGCCCAGUGCCCUUGUACCCUACUGAUUGCCCCCCUUCUUAUGAGGCCGUCAUGGGGCUACGGGGAGACAGCCAGGCCACUCUGUUUGAUCCUCAGCUUCACGAUGGCUCCUGCAUCUGCGAGCGGGUGGCCUCCAUUGUAGAUGGUGAGCAGAAAGCGGGGAGGAUGGACCAGGGCCGGCGGCCUGGGAGAGCAGAGCCGCGGGGGAGCCAAACGGGGGGAGACAAGGCCGAGGUGGUGGUGUGUGGACAAGCGAGGGCGGGGGCUUUUUGGAUCCUGGCACCUGUGGGCAGAGAUGAUGCCCCCUGGUUGGGGAUGGGGUGGGGAGCUGUGAAAGCUCCGCUGGGCUUGCAUCUCACAGGAGGGUGGUGGGCUGGGCAGGUGUGUCCAUUGAGCAAGGCCCUGUCUGGCUCUCCCUCCACAGCUGACUUCAGGGACCUUUAUACCAAAGUGUUUGAGGAAGAAGCUGCUUCAGUUUCCUCUGCAGAUACAGGGCUCUGCUCUGAAGCCUGCCUCUUCCAUCUAGCCCGCUGCCCUUCCCCCAAGUUGCUACGUGCUCAUUCAGCCGGGAAACAGCGCCCUGUUCCCACCUACCAGAAGGUCCCCUUGCCCUCGGGCCCUACACCUGCCCACUCCCUGGGGGACCUGAAGGGCAGCUGGCCGGGCCGGGCCUUGGUCACCCGUUUCCUCCAGAUGUCCAGGAAGACCCCGGACCCCGGUGGGAAUGGAGCCCACGGGCAUAAGCAGGUGCCCCGGGGCCGGUGGGGACGGCCAGGCAGAGAGAGUCUCCAUCUUAGAAGCUGCGGGGACCUGAGCUCCGGCUCCUCCCUGCGGCGCCUCCUGUCUGGCCGCAGGCUUGAGCGGGGUACUCGCCCCCACAGCCUCAGCCUCAAUGGGGGCACCCGGGAGACAGGGCUCUGAUGUGGGCUUCCUGCUGCAGUGAAGAGAUCCAGGUGAAUGCUGGGGCUACAGGCCCCAACUGGUUGGGACCAGCAGCCUCCGGCAUUCCCUCACACUGGCUGACACAGAAAGAAACUCGCUGUAUACCCACUGUUACUCCUUUCUCUCCUACCUCUGGGGCCCCUGCUGCUUGCCUCUGCUCCUCUGGCCUGGGAGAGCUUCUGUUCUGUGCUGCAUGGGUAUUCAGGCUGGGGGGGAGAUACCCUGCUUACAGCACUGGAGGGAGAAAAUAACCAAGUCCUGCCCCACCCCCCAACCCCCAGCAUGAGAGUAAGUCUCUCUGAUUUGUCAGGGGCACUAUGGCCAGGGCAAGGCCUGCCCAGGGUGUUGAAGCAUAAGGGGCUGUGUGCCUAUACAACCGGGUGGUGAAGCAUGAAGAGUCAUAAAAACCUGGGUGGCCUCCCAGCUCUGCCACCUCUAGCUGCAUGACCUUGGGCAAGUUAUUUAACCUCAGUUUCCUGCCCUGUAAAACACUGCGAGGGCAAAUGUUUGUAAAACCCUUAACACACUGUAAGCCUUCAAUAAAUUUCAAUUUCCCCCUUC